Pollicipes pollicipes is the source of this 787-nucleotide messenger RNA. Its product is annotated as GAS2-like protein pickled eggs. Gene Ontology annotation, molecular function: cytoskeletal adaptor activity; microtubule binding; actin filament binding. Gene Ontology annotation, cellular component: stress fiber; microtubule plus-end; cytoplasm. The record is from RefSeq and is a predicted model, not a curated record. Lineage: Eukaryota; Metazoa; Arthropoda; Thecostraca; Pollicipedomorpha; Pollicipedidae. Gene Ontology annotation, biological process: protein localization to microtubule plus-end; regulation of microtubule polymerization or depolymerization; microtubule bundle formation.
UGAGAGCUGGGCGGCGAGCUGCGACCGUCGCCAGGUUGUGGGCCGCCAGCCUGUGAGCGGUGACACACGGCAGGAAGCGUUAGUCGGUGACGCGGCCGGGCGUGCAACCAUGCCCGAGAUGGUGAGCGACAGAGGACCGGAGGGGCUGCGACACGUGGAGAGCCGACCGUUCCGGCCCUUCAAGACGUCCGAGGAGUACCUGUACGCCAUGAAGGAGGACCUGGCUGAGUGGCUCAACACGCUCUACGAGCUGGAAAUGACGGCAGAGGUGUUCAUGGAGAAGCUCGAUACUGGUAUCGUCCUCUGCAACCACGCCAAUCAGGUGCGCGUGUGCUCGGAGCAGUUCGAGGCGGAUCACGUCAUGCGCCACGGCCGUCGCUUCUCACCCGGCUUCCGGGUGCCCGGCUGGGAGGUACACUACAACCGGCAGGCGCGUCCCGGCUCCUUCUUCUCGCGCGACAACAUCCACAACUUCAUCCGCUGGUGCAACGAGCUGGGCGUGCUCGACUGCCUCAUGUUCGAGACCGAGGAUCUGGUAUCGCGCAAGAACGAGAAGCACGUGAUCCUGUGCCUGCUGGAGAUCGCGCGACGCGGGGCCAAGUUCGGCAUGGCGGCGCCCAUGCUUGUGCAGUUCGAGCAGCAGAUCGACCGGGAGAUCGCGCGCGACGAGGCGGGCGGAGACGGAGGCCUACGCGAUCACGAGCCGCCAGCUAUAUGUGUGUACGGCCCCAGCCAGCAGGUGGUCACCAACGACCUAAAGAGCCUCGACGAGAUGGUGCGGAUCUAG